This is a messenger RNA of Cercopithifilaria johnstoni, 624 nucleotides long. Lineage: Eukaryota; Metazoa; Nematoda; Chromadorea; Rhabditida; Onchocercidae. The record is from the annotation of a GenBank genome assembly.
AUGAAAGAAUGUAUUAGUGAACAAGAUCAUUAUCGAAUAUUUCCACCAAGGCUGUAUUCAUUUGAUGAGGAAUGUGAUUUAAUCGAGACAGGUGGCGAUGAAUUAGCAUAUUGCAUAUGCCAGAGAAAUUUUUGCAACAUGAAAAAUAUUAUCGAUCAGUUUAUUGAUUUUGAACAAAAUCAUCCGGAAAUUUUUGAUGCUAUCAAUGAUAAGAACGAUGAAGAAUUUCUAAUAUCAUCGCAAUCAUAUCCAACACAAUUGAAUUAUCAGUCAAAUCGAAAUACUCCUCAAAAAGAAACAAACAUUCAUUAUGAAAAAUUAAAACCUAUACGAUCUGAUAAACGAUCCAAUGAUGAUGAUUUUGAAGAGAAUAAUUCGAAUCAUGCAAAUACUCACUCCAUAUCACAUCAAAUAUAUGAUACCUCACGAAUAUCUCAUCAAAUAUCUAAUUUUCCUUCAAUGCAAAAUUAUAAUCCAGCAAUGUUUACUGGUAAUACUGCAACGAAUAUUUCAAUGGGACAAAAUAAACAUAGUAAUGAAAUGGAUAGAGCUAUUCGAAAUUUUAUAACACCACAACAAAUAUCGGCAUUUCUUGAAAUUGAACAACAAAAUGCUGUAAGUUAA